Ipomoea triloba (trilobed morning glory) is the source of this 2163-nucleotide messenger RNA. Its product is annotated as L-type lectin-domain containing receptor kinase IV.1-like. The record is from RefSeq and is a predicted model, not a curated record. Gene Ontology annotation, biological process: protein phosphorylation. NCBI's taxonomy places the organism in Eukaryota, Viridiplantae, Streptophyta, Magnoliopsida, Solanales, Convolvulaceae. The transcript has a single exon. Gene Ontology annotation, cellular component: plasma membrane. Gene Ontology annotation, molecular function: carbohydrate binding; ATP binding; protein kinase activity. The coding region runs from base 35 to 2047 and encodes 670 amino acids.
GACUACUCAUACAAGAAUAGAACAGGAAGUGUUGAUGUUUCUCAAGCUAGUAAUUUGCGUAGUGAUAUCUGCAGCUCUACAAUGCUUUGCAGUAUUAUCAGAAGGCUUUGGGUUCACCUACAAUGGCUUCCAAUCUGCGAAUCUCAGCCUGGAUGGCCUAGCAGAGAUCAAAUCCAAUGGUCUGUUGCAGCUAACAAACGAGACGAAACUCGGGUAUGGUCGAGCCUUGUACCCGAUACCUAUCCGUUUCAAGAAUUCAUCAAAUGAUGAUUCUGUUUUCUCGUUCUCCACCACUUUUGUGAUUGCCAUAGUGCCCAAGAUUGCUCGUUUAACAGGCCAUGGAUUGGCCUUUGCGAUUUCGCCCGUGGGAGGCCUCCCGGGGGCGCUCCCGGGCACAUAUCUUGGCCUAUUCAACGACACGAACAAUGGCAACGCCAAUAACCAUGUGGUGGCGGUGGAGCUGGAUACUCACCAGAGCGGCGAGUUCAAUGAUGUGAAUGACAAUCAUGUUGGGAUUGACAUAAAUGGUUUGAAAUCCAUAGUAGCAGAGCCUGCAGGGUACUAUGAUGACAAGAAUGGGAAUUUGUUUCAUAACUUGAGCCUUUCUAGUGGCAAGCCAAUCCAAGUUUGGGUAGAAUAUGAUGGCAGGGCUAAGCAAAUGAAUGUCACAUUGGCUCCCUUGUAUAUGGCUAAACCAAAAAUGCCAAUUUUGUCUUUGCCAUAUGAUCUUUCGCCGGCUAUAUCUGAAAUUGCCUCUAUCGGGUUCUCAGCUUCCACUGGCGCGGUACUAACCACCCAUUAUGUUCUUGGGUGGAGCUUCAAAAUGAAUGGAAAUGCACAAGAACUUGAUCCAUCUCACUUCCCAGAGCUCUCGCGUGUUGGGCCCAAAUGGAAACAGACUGUCUUGGUCUUGAAGAUUGGUUUGCCAAUAGUUUUGUUUGUGAUAAUCAGCUCAGGUGUGGUGGUGUAUGUGUAUUAUGUAUUAAGGAAGAGGAAAUUUGCAGUAUCCCAUGAAGAAUGGGAACUUGAGUAUGGACCUCACAAGUUCAAGUAUAAAGAAUUGUGUAAAGCCACCAAAAGAUUCUCAGAAAAAGAGGUUUUGGGUACAGGGGGUUUUGGCAGAGUGUAUAGAGGGAUUGUGGCUAAUUCGAAAAGGCAAGUUGCUGUCAAGAAAGUGUCUCAUGAUACACGGCAGGGAUUGAAGGCUUUCACUGCUGAAAUUGUUAGUUUAGGGAGAUUGUGCCAUAGGAAUUUAGUUCCUCUUCUUGGUUAUUGCAGGCGUCAAGGAGAGUUGCUUUUGGUUUAUGAAUUCAUGCCUAACGGAAGCCUAGACAGUUAUCUGUUUGACAACCCGAAAUGCUCUUUAAGUUGGGAGCAAAGGUUUCAUGUCAUCAAAGGAGUGGCAUCCGCACUCUUUUAUCUACACGAAGGAUGGGAGCAAGUAGUGAUUCAUCGGGACAUAAAAGCUAGUAAUGUCAUGUUAGAUGGGGAAAUGAAUGGAAGAUUAGGAGAUUUCGGCCUGGCAAGAUAUUACGGUCACGGUGCUAAUCCUCAAACUACUUAUGCAGCUGGAACUCUAGGCUACAUUGCACCGGAGCACGUCAGAACAGGCAAGACCACAACUAGCACUGACGUUUUUGCUUUCGGGGCAUUCUUGCUUGAAGUUGCAUGCGGGAGAAGGCCAAUAGAGUCGAAAGCGCCAUACGAGGAUCAAACAUUGAUAGAAUGGGUGUUUUUUUGGUGGAGUAAAGGCGAAAUUGUUCAUGCGGUUGAUCAUAAGUUAGGAGGGAAUUAUUUGGAAAAUGAAGUAGAAUUGGUUCUAAAGCUUGGCUUGUUAUGUUCUCUUCUAGACCCAAUGUCAAGGCCAACUAUGCGUCAAGUGCUUUCAUACUUAGAGGGCUCUAUUUCACCACCAAACUUGUCAUCUCUUAGUCUCUCCGUGGGAGGCCUAACAGUUACCCAAAGUGGAGGGAUAGAUGAUAUUGUUGUGUUGGGUGAACAAUGUAGUUCCUCAGUCACAAACUCAAUUCUUUCUGAAGGUCGUUAACUGAAAUUGUAUGUAUAUGUUAACGUAUCUAGGAUCAAUGUGUAUAAGGAUUAAUUUUGUUGGCUGCAUGUGAUAUCUCUCUCUUUUUAUGUUGAAAAAAUUACCUCUCAAAAUAU